AUGUAUCUUCAUCCAGCAAAUAUACAAGCUGCACGAUAUCACGAAGAUCUUUGUAAUUUCGCUGCUGUUGUCGUUAUAGAUAGCCAUUUGGAAUUAUCAUUUCUACAACUUAAGCCAAGCGAAUAUGAACAACAACGAAAGGAAAAGCUUGUACCAACGGCAGAUGUUGAAGAUGAUUUAGAGGAUGAUAAAAUUUAA
Molecule: messenger RNA, 198 nt
Organism: Brugia malayi
Lineage: Eukaryota; Metazoa; Nematoda; Chromadorea; Rhabditida; Onchocercidae
Exons: 3
Coding region: 1-198 (65 amino acids)
Source: RefSeq, a predicted model, not a curated record